UGCGGGCCCGCCUGGGGCCUCUCCCCCGCUCCCCAUCAGGGCGCGGUGGCCCCGGGACCCCCUGAGGGGGCACGGCCUGUGCCUGCCCGGCCCCGGCGGCGAAGCGGGACCCGCGGCUGCCCGGGGAGAAGCGGCGGCGCUCCCGCUGCUCGGUGGAGGGAGGAGCGGGCGGGCCGCGGGGCGGUGCUCGGAUCGGCGCUCGGCUGCUCGGCCUGCCCCGGCGCGGCGCUCGGCGGGUUCUCCUGGCGCGGCGCGGCGGCGAGGCCCGGCGGUGAGGCGCGGCCCGGCCCGGCGGGAUGGUGAAGCUGACGGCGGAGCUGAUCGAGCAGGCGGCGCAGUACACCAACGCCGUCCGCGACCGCGAGCUCGACCUGCGCGGCUAUAAAAUCCCCGUUAUUGAGAACUUGGGUGCCACUCUGGACCAAUUCGAUGCAAUUGAUUUCUCUGACAAUGAGAUCCGGAAGCUGGAUGGAUUCCCUCUCUUGAGGAGGCUGAAAACUCUUCUGAUGAAUAACAAUAGGAUUUGUCGCAUUGGUGAAAACCUUGAGCAGGCUCUGCCCUGCCUGACAGAGCUCAUUCUUACCAACAACAACAUUGCUGAACUGGGUGAACUGGAUCCGUUAUCAACUAUUAAAUCAUUGACGUACCUGAGCAUUUUAAGGAAUCCUGUAACAAAUAAGAAGCAUUACAGAUUGUAUGUCAUCCACAAAGUUCCCCAGGUCAGAGUGCUGGAUUUUCAGAAAGUGAGACUCAAAGAGCGACAGGAGGCAGAGAAAAUGUUCAAGGGCAAACGGGGUGCACAGCUUGCAAAGGAUAUUGCCAGGAGAGCAAAAACCUUCACCCCAGGUGCUGGUCUGCAACUUGACAAAAAGAAAGCUGGGCCCUCCCCAGGGGACGUCGAGGCAAUUAAGACUGCUAUAGCAAAUGCCACGACUUUGGCUGAAGUGGAGCGGCUGAAGGGCAUGCUACAGGCUGGUCAGAUUCCCGGCAGAGAACGAAAAUCAGGCCCGUCGGAGGACGCUGAGGAGGAGAUGGAAGAGGAUACGGUUCCCAACGGAUCUUAGGCCCCGGCUGGCCGCGGUCCGGCGCUUCUCCUUGCGGGGGGCUCAAGCCCGGCCCCGCCGCGGACCCCCCACCCCGUCCCCGCACCGCGUCCUGGCGCGUUUCGGCGUUCAAUAAACGAGCGUUUCCGUUUGC
Molecule: messenger RNA, 1197 nt
Organism: Strigops habroptila (Kakapo)
Lineage: Eukaryota; Metazoa; Chordata; Aves; Psittaciformes; Psittacidae
Gene: SNRPA1
Product: small nuclear ribonucleoprotein polypeptide A'
Exons: 9
Coding region: 297-1064 (255 amino acids)
Biological process (GO): mRNA splicing, via spliceosome
Cellular component (GO): U2 snRNP
Molecular function (GO): protein binding; U2 snRNA binding
Source: RefSeq, a predicted model, not a curated record